Acanthochromis polyacanthus (spiny chromis) is the source of this 5003-nucleotide messenger RNA. It is a transcript of the gene wdfy1, whose product is annotated as WD repeat and FYVE domain containing 1. Bases 81 to 1313 code for a protein of 410 amino acids. The record is from RefSeq and is a predicted model, not a curated record. Gene Ontology annotation, molecular function: metal ion binding; protein binding. NCBI's taxonomy places the organism in Eukaryota, Metazoa, Chordata, Actinopteri, Pomacentridae. The transcript is spliced from 12 exons.
CGGGUGUCAGCUGAUCCUCCUUCACUGGCGAGUGGGGAGGAAAAUCAGCUGAAGGAAAACACUGCUGGCUACUUCCAACCAUGGCUGCGGAGAUUCAUUCAAGGCCCCAGACGGCCAGACCGGUCCUUCUCAACAAGAUCGAGGGCCACUCAGACGCGGUCAAUGCGGCCGUUUUAAUACCCAAAGAGGAUGGAGUCAUCACUGUUAGCGAGGACAGAACCAUCCGGGUGUGGCUGAAGAGAGACAGCGGUCAAUACUGGCCGAGCAUCUACCACACAGUGUCCUCUCCAUGUUCUUGCAUGUCGUACCACCACGACAGCAGACGCAUCUUCAUAGGACAGGACAAUGGAGCUGUUGUGGAGUUUCUCAUCUCUGAAGAUUUCAACAAGAUGAACCACGUCAAAACAUAUCCAGCACACCAGAACCGGGUGUCAGAUAUGGUGUUCUCCCUGGAGAGUGAGUGGGUGGUGAGUACUGGCCAUGACAAGAGUGUGAGCUGGAUGUGCACCCAGAGUGGCAGCAUGCUGGGGAGACAUUACUUCACUGCCUGGGCCUCCUGCCUGCAAUACGAUCACGAGACGCAGCAUGCCUUUGUUGGCGAUUACUCCGGACAGAUCACCCUGCUGAAACUGGAGAAGCAGACGUACUCCACCAUCACUACACUGAAGGGUCACGAAGGUAGUAUAGGAACCCUGUGGUGGGACCCUGUCCAGAGGCUGCUCUUCUCAGGGGCCUCUGACCACAGUGUCAUCAUGUGGGACAUCGGGGGCCGCAAAGGACGAACGCUACUGUUGCAGGGACAUCAUGAGCGUGUUCAGUCCAUACGUUACCUCCAGCUGACGAGGCAGCUGGUUUCGUGCUCAGCCGAUGGAGGCAUCGCAGUAUGGAACAUGGACACACAGAGAGAAGAGGCGCCUCAAUGGUUAGACAGCGACUCUUGUCAGAAGUGUGAGCAGCCUUUCUUCUGGAAUAUCAAGCAGAUGUGGGAUACUAAGACUCUGGGGCUCAGACAGCACCACUGCAGGAAGUGUGGCAAAGCCGUGUGUGGAAAAUGUAGCUCUAAACGCUCCACGUUCCCAAUCAUGGGCUUCGAGUUCCCUGUGCGGGUGUGUGACGCCUGCUUCGACACCAUCAAGGAAGAAGAUCGAACACCGUUGGCCACUUUCCAUGAGGGGAAACACAACAUCGCCCACAUGGACAUGGACCCAUCCAGAGGCCUCAUGGUCACUUGUGGAAGCGACCGCAUUGUUAAGAUCUGGGAUAUGACACAGGUGGUUGGCAGUAGCUUAGCAACAGGCUUCUCCCCGCGCUGAUUGGCCCGGUGCCCCCUCUCGCCCCAAGCUCCGCCCACUCUUCCAGUGUCAUGGAAACCCCUCUGUACAGUGCAUCUCCCCACCACGCCUGGGAUCUUCAGCUGCAACCAGGCCGCUCUCGGUGAAUGUGUGUGUGUGUGUGUGUGUGUGAGAGAGUGUGUGUGUCAGUAGUACAACCCUCCACAUUCCUUUUGCUUCUCAUGACAAACUUCUCUUUGAUUUCACUAAUGGUCAGUCUUACAUUGAAGUGUGUUGGACUGAUUUUGACUCUUUGCUCUGAUCUGAAACAGAACCCUAAGCACAAUGGUGUGUGUGGUGUGUGUACACAUGUGUGCAUGUAUUGUAAUGGUUUCUCCUAUAGGAGGAAUGGUAUUGAUAUUAGUGUUUAUAUUCCGUAUAACUAAUGCUUCUUUUGACAGUAGUCAUUUUUUAUUGCCCUUGCACUGUAAAGUUCGCCUUCACUAUAUCGCUGACCUGCCAUUCCUGUAAAAACAAACUCUUCUCUUGCUCAUUAUUGUGGCCCACUAACUGCAUACUACUCCAUCACUGUAAACCCCCCCCAUCAUGUGUACAUACCCCUGCAUCAUGUGUAUAGUAGAUGCUUGAAAUGACUCACUGAUCAAAGUGAUCUUUUUCCUCUCUCUCUCUUUCUAUCUUUCUGAUUUCUUUGUCUCUUUCACUAGUUGGCCUUAAAUCACUCUCAGGAGGUUUUACAUCGGUAGGGUAUCACUAGGUGGGGUUCCGAUGAUGUCAGUCGUACCCAUUAGUAAUGUGUAGUCACUGAAGCGUGGUGAGAGAAUCAGUAAAACGGCCUCUUUGAUAGACCGAGGAAUUCUCUUGAUGCACCCACAGUCUCUGCCGUAGAGAUUGGACGCGGCUGUCAGAUGUUUGCAUGACAGCGGCGACCCAGCGUCCACCUCACGAUCACAGGUGAGGCAUGGGAAACUGAAAUGUGUUGCCAUGGGAACAAGCGCUGAGAGGGGCAACAUCCUGUGGCAGCCGUUCAGGGGUGUACCUAGAGGAAACGCGAUUAUUGGGACUUGUGAUCAUUUUGGUGUUGUGGAUUGGAUUUUACGCUGGUAGAAGAAAGUUAAAAAAACUAAAAUAAAAUCCGCACAGCACCACCGCUUCCUAGAAUUGUAUGACUCUCUUCAGAAAAUUCAGAUAAGUAUUACAAGUGUUUGUGGUGCAGAAUUGGAUUUCGUGCUCCUUGAAAGGCCCUCAGGUACUGGACCGGUACUCUGAACUAAAUGUAGCAGUAAAUGUUGGCGUGUUGAAUCGUCUCCAGCUAAAUGUGAGGUCAGAUCAGGGCUGCCUGUGCUCCUUCAAAAGCCUUAAAGAGAGAAGACGCACUCAGAGCCUUCUUAGUGGUUUGUCAGCGCUUACGACUGUUCACUCAUGUUCAUUCACACUCAAGCACUCUGGAUGUCUCGUUUUCCUUUCAUCCUGUUUUUUUUCUUCAUUUCUUUUCACUUUCUGUCCUCAUUCGUCCUAUCUAACCCACACACACACACACACACAUCUGUGCAUCAAGGAUGUCUCAUAACGCUCUCAGCACUGCACUGAAUUGCACAACUUGGGAUCUCUGUCUUUUGAAUCGGAACGUUUUUGUACGUUCAGACGUGAGAGAGAUAAUAGCUGGAUUCGAUGUAGCGUCCUUGUAAAUAGCGACUAAUAUCUAACAUUACACUAACGCUUGCCUUAUUGUAAGUGGGGGAAAAUGAGCAUUAUAAUGUUCCUGGUUUCAAAAUGUAGUCACAUUCCAGUUUUUUGAUCAUGUAGUGUAUAUUUAUAUUUGUAGUAAAGUAUUUAUCUAUCACUGUAAAUGGUGGUUUACUUUUCUUUGUGCCCAUUCGGUAGUCCUCCCCCCCCCUUAAACAAACUGGAACAUAUUAAACACUCUUUUUAUGAAGCACAUGCAGACUCAGAAAUGUUGAGGUGAGCUGCAGCGUCAGAUCAUCUGGUGUUCUAUACGCUAAUAAUGGUGGAGACUGAUUGGUUAGCAGAGUGACAUAUAGCUGCGAUUGCUUUCAUCAUCAGGAACUUAAUAUGUAGAUACUUGGGGUUAGACUGAAAGCUGACACUGAAUAAGAAUAGCUGUUUUUUUUUUUUUUUUUUACAUCUGUCUCUAAAAAUAGAGUUUUGUCAGGGUGUAAAAGCCUCUGAAAUAGGGCUUUUUUCCAUCAUGGAUACUAAGCUCUUGAAUAAAAUAUGCCUUAAAUUUAUAUACUCAAUGAUAUUAAAAAUAAAUGGAAAAGUAUGUUAUGAAAGCUGCAUUAACUGAUUUUGUUUUGACAGCUCCGUGCAGCUAGUCUAGCUGAAAACAUAACAGUGACAUCACUUCAUAGAGCUGCUGGGGUGAAUGUGUAAUCAAGAAGUUGCCUAUUCAUGUUACAGACAGUUAUGGCAUCUUUUGUUAAAGUAAAAAAAACACAAAAAAACAGAUUGGUGCAGGUUUAAUUAUCUAAAAUAUCUACAAACGGUAAACUUGUUCAAGAAGUAAAGCUACAUUGGCUCUUUUUGUUGCUGUUGUAUUUUUUUACUUUUUGCCAUUUGCUCACACCAGAAUUAGACUAAACAGCACUGACACAAAAUCAUUGUGACAAAUAUGCACAAAAACAGUUAAAAACUCUGUGAAAUAUGUUAUCUAUCACGUUAUGCAAGGCAGGUGGAGCGCAGUGGGUUUAUCAGAGCUUUUUAUUGAAGACAGCUGGCUGGAACUGUCAUUUAUAAAAGCAGGAAGACUGAACAGAAAUAGUAAAAUAGCGUAAUGUAAAACUAAAACAAUGAUCUUUAUGGCAUAAAUUAUCUGACGGAGCUGAGAAACUUCAGCGUAAGAUAAUAAUUCCUCCAGGGCUCGCCAUUACAAGUGACCCCUUUCAAAUUAUACAUGGUCACUUGAUUAAUUACUAAUGUGAUAAAACUUAUUAGUGCAGCUUUAAAGUAUAUACUUCCAAGACUUAAAUGGUAUCUGAACUUCUGCCAUAUUAGAUAAGCAGUCAACCCUGAUAUGUCAGUCUAACCCCAAGUAUUCUAAACCCUCAUGUCACGUGGUGUCAUCAGGGAUCUACAGGGUUUAUGGCGAUGCUACCGUACAAUCAGGAGUCCCAGCUCUCCUUUCCUGUUUGAGUUAACUGGACAUGGAAGCUUCUUCCAGUCAUUUCUUCUUAUCGUGUGUCUGAACCAGGCGCAGCAGAUAGACGAGAUGUUAAAGGUAUGAUAGAUGGCAGGAUUGGCUGUUUGCAGGAAUAGCUCAUGUAUUAGAUCUUCAGCUUGCCUGCCAGUCGCAGGAAGGAAGCGAUGGAUUUUGUCUUGUUGUAAAUGGUUUAUGUCCAUUUCUUUCACCAGAUGGUGCAGUUAUAGGAGGCAUUUAGUUUUUGUCAUCUUUAGUUGGACACACUGGGAUGGGUGGUGGCCACAUCGACAUUAAAACGUGACUCAUUUUCCACGACACCAUGGCCUGUAAUCUCAAACUCUGCAAAUUGAUUUCUGUUUGAAUUUUUCUCCUCAAAACUGCUUGUAAAAAAAAACACUUGCUGUUCCAACAGGAUGUUGUUAAUGUAUAUCUCCAAAUAACUGUAUUUUUAAAGACUUUUGUUGAUGAUACAGUACUGACUUUAGUCUCACUGUGGCCUCAAACCAGAGCACAGAGAGAAAAAUGAUGCUUAAUAAAGAUAUUUGAUAUGUUUA